Erigeron canadensis is the source of this 984-nucleotide messenger RNA. Its product is annotated as transcription factor MYB41-like. The record is from RefSeq and is a predicted model, not a curated record. The coding region runs from base 1 to 984 and encodes 327 amino acids. The transcript is spliced from 3 exons. NCBI's taxonomy places the organism in Eukaryota, Viridiplantae, Streptophyta, Magnoliopsida, Asterales, Asteraceae.
AUGGGAAGAACGCCAUCUUCUGAUAAAACUGGACUCAAGAAAGGGCCGUGGACACAAGAAGAAGAUCUCAAACUCACACAAUACAUUCAAACGCACGGACCUGGCAAUUGGCGAACACUCCCAAAGAACGCCGGACUUCAACGCUGUGGAAAAAGUUGUCGUCUUCGAUGGACAAACUAUCUCAGGCCUGAUAUCAAGAGAGGAAGAUUUUCAUUCGAAGAAGAAGAGACCAUUAUCCAACUACACAGCGUUCUUGGGAACAAAUGGUCAGCAAUCGCUAAUCGCUUGCCUGGAAGAACUGACAACGAAAUCAAGAACUACUGGAACACCAACAUCCGGAAAAAGUUACUCCGAAAUGGAAUUGAUCCUGUGACUCAUACCCCACGUCUCGACUUCUCAGACCUUUCAUCCAUAAUAAACUCAGCACAAUUCAACCUAUCAAACCUUCUUAACCUCCAAACUCUUGUAAAUCCAGACGUUUUACGGCUUGUUACUCUCUUAUCGUCAUCAAAUCAAGGGAGUCCGGAAACAUUACUAAAUAAUAACUACCUAAACCUCAUGAACCAAAAGCCUAAUCAACAAACCUCAAACUUUGCAAAUGAUGGCCAAUACUUUUCAAAACCUCUUAUUAUAAACUCCAAUGACCAUAUUAGUCAAGAUUAUAUGGCACCUCCAUUCUGGACCAACAAUUCUAAUUCUAUGCCGGCCCUCCCUAGUUACAGUCCGCAAUUUACAGAUUUGAGUAGUUGCCUGCCAUCAAAUAUGGAAAAUAGUACUACAAUCCCCGCCAAUAGCCAAAACUUUAACUUUGAAUCAUCUACUGUUACACCCAUGUCAAGCCCUACACAUGCAAAUUCGUCAUCCACGCUCAAUAAUAGCAGCAUCUCUGAAGACGACAAGGGAAGUAGUCACUGCACCAACAUGUUUAAGUUUGAGGCUCAAGAGAGUUUUGAGUUUGAUGACUUCAUCAACACAUUGCUGUAA